AUGGAGAGUCAGGCAGGAGUGGAGCAGCAAAGCUAUGAUGAUGUUCGGAAAAGCGGUUAUCUCCGCAAACAGAAAUCUACACACCGGCGGUUCUUCGUUCUUCGGGCCGCUUCAGAGAGGGGCCCUGCCCGACUUGAAUAUUACGAGAACGAAAAGAAAUUCCGAAGCAAGUCGCCUGUGCCCAAAAAAGCAGUUAACCUGGAGUCUUGCUUCAACAUCAACAAGCGGGCAGAUUCGAAAAACAAGUACAUGGUUGUGUUAUACACGCGUGGGGAGAGCUUUGCCAUUGCUGCGGAUACUGAGGAGAUCCAAAACGAAUGGUAUCAGGCCAUGAUGGACCUACAGAGUAGAAGUAGGACUCCUGAUGACUGUAGUAGUGGUGGGGAGGGUGGGUUGCCCUCCCCUGGUCCUGCCUUUAAAGAGGUCUGGCAGGUGAAGGUUUGGCCCAAAGGUCUUGGUCAGGCCAGAAACCUAGUGGGCAUCUACCGACUCUGUUUGACAGACAAGACAGUAAACUUCGUCAAGCUCAAUUCAGAUGUUGCAGCUGUUGUGCUACAAUUGAUGAAUGUGAGGCGCUGUGGACAUUCCGAAAACUUUUUUUUCAUUGAGGUGGGUCGCUCAGCCAUGACGGGGCCUGGAGAAUUCUGGAUGCAAGUGGAGGAUUCAGUGGUGGCUCAGAACAUGCAUGAGACUCUGCUGGAAGCCAUGAAGGCUCUGAGUGAGGAGUUCCGCCAGCGGACCAAGUCUCAGUCUGUGGGUGCCUCUGGUAGUGGAGGCACCACCUCCAACCCUAUCAGUGUGCCAUCUCGACGACACCACCCAAAUCUGCCACCAUCUCAGGUGGGUUUCUCUAGACGUGCUCGCACUGAGACUCCUGGAGCUGGAGGAUUCAACAGCACCAAUACAUCCCCCACAACCCGUCAAGGCUUCUCCAGAUCACGAACAGCUAGCAUUGGGGCUAGGACAGAAGAUGGAGGGAGUGGGGCACUGCGAGGCACAGCACUCAGCACCAGUCCAAGCUUCAAUGGCUCUUCUUGCUCCAACACCCCCACUCUACGGCCUAAACCCACGCGAGCUCCCACCCCAGCCAAGAUCACCCUCAGCCUGGCCCGGUACACCCCUAACCCCACUCCCUCUCCUGCCCCAAGCCUAUCCUCCAGUUCUGGCCAUGGGUCUGAGUGUGGCUUAGGUGGUGCUGUAGUUGGAGCAAUGCCAAUCUGCACCUACACCCGUGUCCCACAGAGGGUCUCUGUUUCUGGCUCGCCAAGUGAUUAUGGCUCCUCAGAUGAAUGUGGCUCCAGCCCUGGGGAGCAUUCUUUCUUGACAGCUGGUCUUACAGCUGCAGUUGGGGAGAGCACCCCCAGAUAUGCCCUCAUGGGACAGAGGGACGGAUCUCACCAUCAUAAGUAUGGACGCAGGGUGCUCCGGCGCUCCUCCAGCCGAGAGAGUGAGGUUGAGCGCAGGUUGCUCAGCAAACGUGCCUCACUGCCUCCUUCAUCUGCACAAGAACGUACUCCCUUGCAUCGCAGAGAUGGAGAGGAGGAAGAUAAAGAAUAUGCUGUGAUGUCCCGCAACGCUUGCAAGGAUUCUCUUACCUCAGGGGGCUCUGCAGUGACAUCAGUGGGGCAGGUGGGCGUUACAGUUGAGAGGAAUGAUAGUAUUAGGGGAGAUGCUGCAAGAGAUAGUGGGUACAUGUCCAUGUUACCUGGAGUUACUGUUCCACCCACCUCACUGGCACUGCCAGUUGCAGUUUCAAAUGCGGUUUCAACAGGGGGGGAUGAGUACAUGGCCAUGACUCCCAACAACAGCGUAUCACCACCACAGCACAUCCGCCUUCCUGCCAUUGAUGGAUACAUGAUGAUGUCACCCAACAGCAGUUGUUCCCCAGAUCUCCAUGCAAUGGGCGGGUGCAUGUGGGGAAGCAGGGGCAGCAUGGAGAGUCGGACCAGCAGUGACUACAUGAACAUGUCUCCUGUCAGUGCCCGCUCUGCCUGUAGCACACCUCCAUCACACCCUGAACAGCACCCACUACAGCCUAAAAUGAUGUACUCCUAUUUCUCCUUACCACGCUCCUACAAACACACUGCUCUUGCCACCCGCUUUGAGGAUGACCUGGGCCAAGGGAAGAGAACAGAAGGUGGAUGUGUAGAGGGAAAUGAGGGUGGUGAUGGAAGCCGGACUGGGCAUGAAGGUUACCCUAGUAUGGGGGAGGGUGAAAGCUGCCAACUCUCUCUUUCCUCCUCUUCUUUCUCAUCUAGCUCAACCAGUAGUGAGAGUCUAGAGGACAGACCAUUGUCUCUUCCAGCGGGGGGAGGAAGUAGGACUGCCAGAUUGAGCAAGGGACACAGGGCAGGGUCUAUGCACCCCAAAGACUUGGGCCAUGCCCUUCACCAGCAGAGAUGUAGCCCAGUAGCCCAGACACAGGGUCAAGUGCAGCAGAGGAAGGGCAGACCCUCCAGCCUAUACGUGGACAUGUCUAAAGCCAACACUCUGCCGAGGGUGAGGGAGACCCUGAUGGCCUCGGCAUCUCAGAGCCCUGGGGAGUAUGUUAGCAUAGUUUACCAUGGCAGUUGCAGUGGGCAGAUUGGAGAGGGGAAGGAGAUAGAGCGUGGGCACUCUGUAGUACAUGGACAUCCAAGGCCCUUACACCGACCUCCACCAUGCCUGAGUGGCACUGCCAAUCUGCCCCGGAGUUUCUCAACUCCACUUUCCACAUCUAUCUCCACUUCCUCAGAAUAUGUUAAUAUGGAUUUGGGUAAUUCCCCCUCCCCUCUCUCCCUCACCCCUCCUACAUCUUCCCCAUCCACCCUCACCCCAACCCCAGCCAUAGCAUCCAAAACUAGGGAAGAGCUAACCCAGGCUCCUCAGUUGGCACAAGAUGCUGACAUUGGACACAGGAAGAGUGGCACGACAACCCUGUCAUCUGGAGAGAUGCCUGUAGGUACGUUCACAGAGUACACAGAGAUGGUGUUUGGUUUGGGUGCUAAUGCCCCUUCCUUGUGCCCCGAUCCCAGCCAGACCCCAGAGUACUCUGCCCAAUCCUGCCCCAUAGACCAGGAGAAGGUUCUGGACUUAUCCUCCAGCUCAGCAUUCCCAGACUUGGAUCAGGGUAUCCGGCUCGUCCGUGCAGAGCUGCUAGGGAGACGACGGCAUCGCUCGGACACUUUCAUGACUCCUCCUUCACGCGCUCCUUCUUCCUCAUCUUCCCUUUUCCCUGAAAACACCCAAGGUGCUCUGUCUCGGCUGCAUGCACAGGAGGGUCCCCUUUGGGGCAAUGGGCAAGCACUUGACUCUCAGUGUGUCAAUCCUGGUAUGUCACCUAUGCCUUCUAACCAGGCUUCAUCCUCAUCUUUGGAACAAGGCCUCAACUACAUUGACCUUGACUUAGCCAGUAAGGAGAGUCCUCAGAGUGGUCUGGAUGGACCAACAGCCUCUCAUCCGCUCUUCUCUUCUGUCUUGGGAGGAGCGUUGGUUGGUGGUUUGGGUGGAGCAGGGCUAGGGAAUCCUAGCUCCUACGCUAGUAUUGACUUCUUCAAGUCAGAGGAGCUAAGAGUCCACCAGAGCAGCAGGAAAGAUGUUAAAGGUAGGACCUUCCUGAGACUUCACUGUAAUAUUUCUCGCACAUGCACACCUGCUUUAUGA
Chanos chanos (milkfish) is the source of this 3642-nucleotide messenger RNA. RefSeq names its product insulin receptor substrate 1-B. NCBI's taxonomy places the organism in Eukaryota, Metazoa, Chordata, Actinopteri, Gonorynchiformes, Chanidae. Gene Ontology annotation, biological process: insulin receptor signaling pathway. The transcript is spliced from 2 exons. Gene Ontology annotation, cellular component: plasma membrane; cytosol. Gene Ontology annotation, molecular function: insulin receptor binding; phosphatidylinositol 3-kinase binding. Bases 1 to 3642 code for a protein of 1213 amino acids. The record is from RefSeq and is a predicted model, not a curated record.